GAGGUGAAGAAUUUACAUUAUAUUUUUGAUCUUGCAGGAAUUCUUCAGUGGGUGAAGCUGAUAGAUAACUUUGAGGCUGAGUAUGAGUAUGUCACCAAUGAAGGAACAGUGUUCACUUUCAAGACAAACCGCCAUUCUCCAAAUUACAAGUUAAUCAACAUUGACUUCAGUGACCCAGGGGAAUCCAAAUGGAAAGUUCUUGUCCCUGAACAUGAAAGAGAUGUUCUAGAAUGGGUUGCUUGUGUGAGGUCCAACUUCCUGGUUUUGUGCUAUCUGCAUGACGUGAAGAAUAUCCUGCAACUUCAUGACCUAGCUACUGGUGCACAUCUCAAGACUUUCCCCCUAGAAGUUGGCAGUAUCGUGGGAUACAGUGGCCAAAAGAAGGACACCGAAAUAUUCUAUCAGUUUACUUCCUUUUUAUCUCCAGGUAUUAUAUAUCACUGUGAUCUGACCAAAGAGGAACUGGAGCCAAGAGUUUUUCGGGAGGUGACUGUGAAAGGAUUUGAUCCUUCAGUUUACCAGACAAUUCAGGUUUUCUACCCUAGCAAAGAUGGCACUAAGAUCCCAAUGUUUAUUAUUCACAAGAAAGGAAUUAAAUUGGAUGGUUCUCAUCCUGCCUUCCUGUAUGGUUAUGGAGGCUUCAACAUAUCAAUUACACCAAGCUACAGUGUGUCAAGACUUAUUUUUGUUCGACACCUUGGGGGUGUUCUAGCGGUGGCAAACAUCAGGGGCGGUGGUGAAUAUGGAGAGACCUGGCACAAAGGUGGUAUCUUGGCCAACAAACAAAAUUGCUUUGAUGACUUUCAGUGUGCUGCCGAAUACCUCAUCAAGGAAGGCUACACAUCCCCAAAGAAGUUGACUAUUAAUGGAGGCUCAAAUGGGGGCCUCUUAGUUGCUGCCUGUGCUAAUCAGCGCCCUGACCUAUUUGGUUGUGCUAUUGCCCAAGUGGGAGUCAUGGACAUGCUCAAGUUCCACAAGUACACCAUUGGCCAUGCUUGGACCACUGACUACGGUUGCUCCGACUGUAAAGAGCAGUUUGAAUGGCUGUGCAAGUACUCUCCGCUUCACAAUAUCAAACUACCACAAGAGGAUGGCAUCCAGUAUCCCUCUACGCUGCUUCUCACAGCAGAUCAUGAUGAUCGCGUGGUCCCUCUUCAUUCACUGAAGUUCAUUGCUACUCUGCAGUAUGUUGUGGGCCGAAGCCGUAAACAAACCAAUCCACUUCUCAUCCAUGUUGACACCAAGGCUGGGCAUGGAGCAGGAAAGCCAACUGCUAAAGUUAUAGAAGAAGUGUCAGAUAUGUUUGCUUUUAUAGCACGAUGCCUAAAUCUUGAUUGGAUUGAAUAGGCAAAAUGCUUAUUACUGUCUCCUUUAGAAAACAAGGGCUUUAACACCAUUUAAGACCAACCAGACUACUACUUGGUGUAGUACUUACAUUUAAGAACUGCGAUUUAAUAUUUUAUUGAUCCAGUUGACUAUGGAGUUUUGAUCUUUUGUGCUUCCCUCUUUUUGGCAUUUCUUUGAAUUUCUUUCUACCACAUCGCAAAGUACAUUUUGAAAAGCAUGUUCAAAUAAAUAGCUGAGCUGCUGUCGGUGCUGUUGUGAACAUUUAGAUUCCAGAGUUAGUGCUAGUUGAGCUUAUUUCCUGUAAACAAUUUUCAUGUAUUUUGCACCUAUAAAUAUAUCCAGAUCAUCUGUAAUUAAAUGUAAGUACUGUCCAAAUACAGGAACUCUGAGCAUACUUUAUUUACACGGUAACUUAUUUAAGAAUAUAAAUGGAAGGUGUUCAGUGAUAACCAUGAAAUACCGAAGAGACAGUAAUUUGGGUAAUUAAGUCAAAUACUAUUAAAAAGCUUAUAUUACAUGCUGUUCAUAA
Molecule: messenger RNA, 1876 nt
Organism: Nestor notabilis (Kea)
Lineage: Eukaryota; Metazoa; Chordata; Aves; Psittaciformes; Psittacidae
Gene: PREP
Product: prolyl endopeptidase
Exons: 8
Biological process (GO): proteolysis
Cellular component (GO): cytosol
Molecular function (GO): oligopeptidase activity; serine-type endopeptidase activity
Source: RefSeq, a predicted model, not a curated record